GAUGAAUCGCGUGCGUUGUGACGUCAGUGCAUCUGCUUGCAUUAAACGAGGAAGUCAGAGAUCCGGUAGUUCCCCUUUACUCUAAGAGAACUAUUAGAUAGUUCGGUUAAAAACCAGUUCGAGCUUCGCCAUCGCAUGUUCAGAAAGUCUAGCCUUUUCAUGCGUUUCCCGUAUUUAAUGUUGAGCUCGUGAUCAUAUUUUCUUACCGGAACUAGUUGAAAACUCAAAAAAGGUGAAAGCAGACAACAGGAUGGAUGUUACUCACCUGACGGAGGACGAAAUGGCCGAUAUAAAGAAGGAAGCCAUAGACAGGUUACGGCCGUACCUGGUGGAUAAGAUCAUCGCAGAGCGCCACUUUGAUUACUUGCGCUCGAAGAAAAUCCUGACCAGAGAUGACACAGAAGAGAUCAGCUGCAGAACCACGAGAGGGAGACGCACCAGCAAGCUGCUGGAUAUCCUGGCAGAAAACCCUCGGGGUCUAGACAUGCUCAUCGAGUCCAUCAAAUGGGGCCGAACGCUCAACUUCAUCAUCGCGAAGAUCACUGAUGAGGUGCAGCGCGUGAAAAAUGAGCGACUGGAAGCUUUAAAAGCAGGGUCCUCUGCAAAUUCAGGUUAUUCGAGCACAAAAGGAGCAAGCAAUGACUUCUCCAAAAUGGACCCGGAUUAUGACAAGUACUCCACUAUAUGCUAUCAUCCCGAAGGGGAAGGAAGUUCAUCGUCUUCUGUGGCUACGGGAUCCUUUAACCUGCGUUACGGCUCGGGUCGAGGGAACGAGGCUCUGUCGGUCUGCGGAGGUGCUGGGAGCGUGACCGUGUCCUCCACCGCCUCAUCAAGCCUGCCUAAACCUGGAGACCCCGGAGCUCCGCCGCUGCCCGAGGAGCCCGACAUGGACGUCCAGGAUAUAGAUGCUGCUGUUUGUGGAAGUACGGGGAGUAGCGGGGAUGCUAUUUUCCAGCCGCUGCGCUCACGUUCUUUGUUUCCGAUGUCUCACGUGUCGUAGCGCAACCUUUCGACGUAAUCUCUCAUUCCAUCAAUGUGUGAGAUGCAGAACAUUCUCCAAAACAACUGUCUCUCACCAGCACGGUCACACUGCAGAUCUUUUCUGCUUGUUAAAUUUGCUUAAUUAAAAUGAGUUUAUGCUGAACAUUUUGUUUCUACUUACUUUAAAUGUAUCCAGUCAUGUAGAACUGAAUUUUGCUUCAUUUAGUUACUUAAAGCCUUUAUUUAUAAUGCGUUAAAAAGGGAUUCAUAAUGUACGUUUUAAUGCAUAAUGUAAUUUCAUAAAUAAUUGUAACCAAGUUAAAAUGCAUUAUAAUUAGUGCUGUCAAUCGAUUUAUUUCAAUUAAUUGCAUCCAAAAUUAAAAAAA
This is a messenger RNA of Cyprinus carpio (common carp), 1367 nucleotides long. Its product is annotated as BCL10 immune signaling adaptor. The record is from RefSeq and is a predicted model, not a curated record. Gene Ontology annotation, cellular component: cytosol; CBM complex. Lineage: Eukaryota; Metazoa; Chordata; Actinopteri; Cypriniformes; Cyprinidae. Gene Ontology annotation, biological process: canonical NF-kappaB signal transduction; apoptotic process; adaptive immune response. Gene Ontology annotation, molecular function: kinase activator activity; NF-kappaB binding; transcription coactivator activity.